This is a messenger RNA of Geodia barretti, 510 nucleotides long. Lineage: Eukaryota; Metazoa; Porifera; Demospongiae; Tetractinellida; Geodiidae. The record is from the annotation of a GenBank genome assembly.
AUGGGUACCACUUGUGGUGGUAAGUUUGGUCCUUUCUCCACACCGGUUUGUGGUUCGCUUUCGUCCUCAACUACUUCAGGCAAUACUUCUGACUUCAAUGGUGAAACUGACAUCUGUGGUCUUUCCGCUGCCUGGGGCGGUCCUGUUUGUCCAUCAUCAGUUUGGUCUUGCAUAUCCAGCGGUUUGGUUUGCUCCUCACCCAUUAGGGGUACCAUUACUUUUGCCUCUUUGUCCUCUCGUGGUACUAUUGGUUCGUUUGGUUCCUCAGGACGUGGUAGUGGUUCUUUUGGUCCAUAUUCCACAGGCCACAACAGUUCUUUUGGUGGUUCCUGUUCGAGCACUAUGGACAACUUUUGUUCAUUUUGGUCCUCCACUUCCGUGGACAAAUCAACUUCUUUUGGUUCUUCGUCCAUUGGGAUUGGUUCUGUGGACUCUUCGUCCAUAGCAAUUGGCUCCAGUGAAGAAUCUUGUGGGUCUUCUGGACGCUCCUGUGGCAGGAUAUGGCCCUGA